AAUGGGUUAAACGUGUAAUUAGAGCCCAUACUGGUAGCUCCAGAAGCUUAAAGGGAGAUUUAUCUUCUAAGCUGUUCCGAAGGGCACAAAGCUACUCUGUGCGCUCCUGGUCAGGAGGAGCCACCGCAGCCGUUGGCCGGACUUGAAGCCACGCCAUUCUGCCCAGGAAACAGGGAGAAAGGCGAGUUUGUGUCUGGAUGGCUUGACCUCACAGCCCCAUCGCCUUCCUUUCCCGUGCUGCGCGGUAUAAAAGGCGCCUGCCUGCCUUUGCAGAAGUUUGGAGCUUUUUUUUUUUUUUUUUGGUCAAAUCUGAGAGGAAAAAAAAUAUCUGAGGGACUCGAGGCAGGAAGCAGCGUAGCUCGUUGGACGGAGGCUCCGAACCAGCCGGAUCGGAGACGAUGGCUUCAGUUUUCAUGUGUGGAGUGGAAGAUUUCCUUUUUAGCGGCAGCCGUUUCGUGUGGAACUUGACCGUCUCGGCGCUCCGGAGAUGGUACGAGCAGAGAGUGAGGGGCUGCCACCAAACCCUGAGCACGUGGUGCGGGGCAAGGGACCUUUACCAGAUGACCGAAGGGAGACACUGCCAAGUACAGCUUCUGGAUGAUAGGAAGCUGGAGCUACUAGUUCAGCCUAAGCUUUUGUCACGGGAAUUAUUGGAUUUGGUGGCUUCGCAUUUCAACCUCAAAGAAAAGGAAUAUUUUGGGAUAACAUUCAUAGAUGAUAUGGGUCACAAUGUCUGGCUACAGUUAGACCACAGAGUUCUGGAUCAUGAUUUACCUAAGAAACCAGGUCCGGCAACUUUGUUUUUUGCAGUCAGAUUUUACAUAGAAAGCAUUUCGUUUCUGAAGGAUAAGACCACAGUUGAACUCUUUUUCCUCAACGCAAAGUCCUGUGUGCAACAGGGGCAUAUUGAAGUGGAAAGCGAGACAGUCUUUAGAUUAGCUGCUUUGAUUUUACAGGAAGCAAAAGGAGACUACUCUAGUGACGAAAAUGCAAGAAAAGCUCUGAAGAACUUGCCUGCAUUUCCUCCCAAGACUUUGCAGGAGCAUCCUUCACUUGCCUAUUGUGAGGACAGAGUAAUCCAACAUUACAUUAAGAACAAGGGGCUGACUAGAGGACAAGCGAUUGUUCAGUACAUGAAGUUGGUUGAAGCCCUGCCUACUUAUGGGAUCCAUUAUUAUGGAGUGAAGGAUAAACAAGGCAUCCCUUGGUGGCUUGGGAUCAGUUAUAAAGGAAUUGGCCAGUACGACUUGCAAGAUAAAGUCAAACCUAGAAAAUUAUUUCAGUGGAAGCAGUUGGAGAAUCUCUAUUUUCGUGAAAAGAAAUUUGCAGUAGAAGUUCAUGAUCCUCACAGAAUUUCAGUAUCAAGGCGGACCUUUGGACAGAGUGGCCUCGUAGUACAAACCUGGUAUGCGAACACUUCUCUAAUCAAAUCCAUCUGGGUGAUGGCAAUCAGUCAACAUCAGUUUUACUUGGACAGGAAACAAAGCAAAGCAAAAAUCCCCUCAGCCAGAAGCUUAGAUGAUAUUGCAAUGGACCUGACAGAUACAGGAGUUCCAAAAGUUUCAAAGCUAACAGCUUUGGAAGCAAAGAAUCAACUUAUUAUGGCCAGCAAUGGUAGCUUAAUCUCUUCAGGAUCACAAGAUUCAGAAGUGAGCGAAGAGCAGAAGAAAGAGAAAAUCUUAGAACUGAGAAAGAAAGAAAAGCUUUUGCAGGAGAAACUCUUGCAGAAAGUUGAAGAGUUGAAGAAGAUCUGCCUGCGGGAGGCGGAGCUCACUGGAAAAAUGCCAAAGGAAUAUCCUCUGAACACUGGAGAGAAGCCUCCUCAAGUCAGAAGGCGUGUAGGUACGACAUUCAGAUUGGAUGACAAUCUGCUACCCAAUGAGGAGGACCCAACCCUGCAAAAUCUGGAAAGCAAUUUUCUCAUCCAGCAAAAGUUUGUGGAAGCGGCAAAGAAGUUGGCUGGUGAGCCAGACCUGUGCAAAAACGUGAAAAAGAAAAGAAAACAAGAUUAUACAGAGGCUGUGAAGAAGCUCCAGGAGAUUGAAAAUUCCAUCAAUGAAUAUAGAAUUAAAUGUGGGAAGAAACCUGCGCAAAAGUCCACCCUGAUUUUACCAGAUGAAAUUAUCCCAUCUGAGAGCAGCUCUUUGUCUGACACAACAUCUUUUGAAGACGGCAAUAUUUCCCUUACUGUGGCAGUCCAAAGAAUAAUUUCUCUGCCAGCCUCUCCACCACCCAAAACUCUUGGAGUGGAGAAGAUCCAUCUCCGGAAGUCUUCCAUGAAUGAACAACUCUUAGAACAGAGACACUCCAGAGAUUCUCUGUCAACUCACAGCAGUCCAUAUCGGACAGCCGAGAAGCAACACCAUGGAGGAAGAAGUAUGCCCACAACACCAGUCCUCACACGCAAUGCCUACAGUAGCAGUCACUUGCAACCGGAUACAUCCCCUCAGCGCUGUUUGGAGACCCAAACUACCUUCUUAUCAGAAACCCCCAGUGAAAAGCCAAUGUUCGCCUUUUCAAAAUCCCAAAGAAGUAGCAGCACAGAAAUCCUAGAUGACGGAUCCUCCUACACCAGCCAAUCCAGUGCAGAGUAUUACUGCAUGACCCCAAAUUCAAAGCCCUGUUACAGCACCCAAACCCUUGACAACCGCACUAGAAACAGGAGGCGGUCCAAGAAACAGAACAUUUCUGCUUCCAGCUCAGGAAGUAUGCCUAACCUAGCCCAGAAGGACAACUGCAAUGGAGUCUACGUAAAAAAGGAAGGACAGAUGCCAACCAGUUGCUACAUUUCUGGCUAUACCCCUUCUAAAGAGGGCGACAUAUAUUACAACAGUGGCUACGUCUAUGAGAACGGCACAGAGGGCCAAUACACGGUCAACCCUUCCUAUCGUUCCUCAGCACCCUAUGGGUACGAACGCCGAUAUCGGGAAUUCAGAUCUUUCCACGAAGACGAAAUGGAGAGAGUGCCCCACAAUCCGUACGCCACGCUGCGCUUGCCACGGAAGCCGUCCAUGAAAACAGAGCACAUCACUAAAAACAUCCACAAGGCCUUAGUUGCGGAGCAUCUCCGUGGUUGGUACCAGCGUGCCUCUGGACAAAAAGAGCAGGUUCUUGGCUUGCAGGCGGGCCUUGAUGCUGAUCGAGAGUCCCAGAGAGGCCUAGGCUAUGCUGGACUACAGAUGCUAAGUUGUCAAAGCAGUCAUUCAUCUUCUUUCUCUUUAGCAUCCUCAACAAAUUCCUCCGUGAACUGGCGGAAUCAGUUUUUGUUAGGACUUCCUGAUUGUGAUACGCUAUCUCAGUCCUCUUUUGCCAGCUGUUACGGGAAUGUGUAUGGGAACCACCCACUGCAGAGCAGGGUAUAUCCUGAAACUAACCAGUUGGGCAACAGCAAUAGGAACCCUUUGCAAGAUGGUAUGCAAGAAAACGAGCAGAGACUCUUCUGGCAUGAGGAUUCAAAACCUGGGACCUUAGUAUGAACCUGCCCUCUCCUUCAAAUGCCCCACGUGCCUUGCACCUUACAUGGUUUUCCCUACGAAAACAAGGUUCCUGGUGCAGCAGCUCCAUAAGGGAGAUUUGUGCUGGGAGGACAAGAAGCAUUUGGCGAGAGAAACCGGAAGAAUCUCACCCACGCUAGCACAACAGUAUGACUCCAAAUACCCUCAGCGAAAAAAGGAAGAGGACUCCAGUUGUCUGCUUUUAAAGCUCCUAACCUUCAGAGGCUACUUUGGGUUAAAGUAUUUUUGAAAGCACUUUUUCCUUCCUUCCUUCCUUCCUUCCUUCCUUCCUUCCUUCCUUCCUUCCUUCCUUCCUUCUUUCCUUCCUUCCUUCCUCCCUCCCUCCCUCCCUCCCUUCCUUCCUCCCUUCCUUCCUUGAAAAUGGGGAGUUGUGGUGGACGUUGCAAAACAUCCCAAAAUGUGAAAAGAAGAUUCUUUGUUGGGAUAAUGUUAUUUUUUAGCAGCACAAUUUUUGGAGAGAGAGAGAGAGAGAAGCAGGCAACGCGAGAGAGUCACAUCUGCCUAUCAAGAAGGUUCUGUUGAAGGAUGCCACAAGCAUAAUGAACCGUGUGGAGGACUGGCUUUGUAAUUGCAAUGCUACUUGAAGGAUGCUUGGUUGUGUGUGUGUGUGUGUUUUGUUUUAAAUAACAGUAUUCCGAAUAAGGUUAAAAGGUCUUUUAAAGAUAUGCCAUCUUGGAUAUAUUUCCAUAAGUUUAAACAUGGGGUCGGGGUGGGAGCGAGAAGCAGUUGCACAUAAAGGUAAGAAAGCAUAAUGGUUCUCCUGACUUUUUGUUAAUGCAAUUUUGCAUGUUCUCUUCUUAUCCUUUCCCAUGUUGCCUUGUAAUUGUCAAGGUUCAAUACGGGACACGUUUGAGGUGCUUUCACAGAAUUGUUUACUAGAGCUAACACUGUCUUCCAUUUGCAACACUCCCAGAUUUCCCCCCCCCCCCCCCUUCUGUGUUUAUUUUUUCCAGAAAAAAACAAAACAAAAUCCUUAUAUUAAAAAAAAAAAGGCAGAAGAGCAGCACAAUAACCGUUGAAUACAAGCAUCAAGGGCUCCUCUGUCCAGAAGUCUCGUAAUACUCAAUGACUUUGGAAACAGAAACUUUGUAGUUGACCAGUUAGGGCUAUCUGGGCCAGUAUUACUCUUUUGUUUAAUAGUGAAUGCAAAUAUAUUAAUUACACCGUGUAGGUGCCUUGAAAUCGAUAGGCAUUAAAAUGGAAAAGUACAAGGUGUGCAGAACAAACGCACAAAGAAGUCUGAUUGAUGAGGAGGAUCUUAUUGGCUAAGGAUUGGCUAGUGAUUGGGAACAGGGCAAACCAGGAAGCAGUCCAGUUUAGAAAUUGAGUUGAAUUAAGAAUAAACAAUCUAGAUCAGGGGUCUCCAACCUUAGCAACUUUUAAGACUUGUGGACUUCAACUUCUGGAGCAAAUCUGGCUGAGGAAUUCUGGGAGUUGAAGUCCACAAGUCUUAAAGUUGCUAAGGUUGGAGACCCCUGAUCUAGAAUAAACAAUCUUGCCAAGAGUCUGUUUGGUAAAUCAGGAGCUGGAUACAUGUUUUGUUUCCACUCUUCUGUGAAAUCAGCUUAUCUUGAGCUAUGAUGUGUGCCUUCAUUAUCAAUUGACUGCUAUAAUUGGGACCACAGGAUGAUAAGUGACCGUUUCCAAUCAAAUCAAUAAAUUUUCAUUUUGGUGCAAAAGAGAGAGAUAAAAAUCAAUUACAGAUUUUCGCCAGGAAGGAUCAGCCUACCUCAUGUCUAUCUGUGGGACUAAACUAAGCACCAUCUAUCAGACUUGCAGCUAUAAACAAUUACAUUUGUUUCUCAGUUACACUGUGCUUCAGGAUUCUCUAAAAUGGUGCUGUUUUGGGACUUUAAAAAAUAGGGUGCAUCACUCCUUAUUCAUAUUGUGAAUACAAUAGUUUCUGGCAAAAAAACAAAAAACAAAUCUUUUUACUGAUACUCCAAAGCAUGUACAAAGAAUUCUAUAUAUGCUCACAUGAAUAUAUAUAUACGUGUGUCUGUGAGUAUUCAUGUACACACACACAGGCUGUACACUCGCAGAGAGAAGCUGAAUUUGUUAAGCUGGUCCUUAGUCAUUUGUAUUAUUAAAGUUUUAAGUUUGGAAUAAACAUUGAAAAUGUAAAA
Molecule: messenger RNA, 5641 nt
Organism: Pseudonaja textilis
Lineage: Eukaryota; Metazoa; Chordata; Lepidosauria; Squamata; Elapidae
Gene: FRMD4B
Product: FERM domain containing 4B
Biological process (GO): establishment of epithelial cell polarity
Cellular component (GO): adherens junction; cytoskeleton; bicellular tight junction
Source: RefSeq, a predicted model, not a curated record